Messenger RNA from Corvus hawaiiensis (hawaiian crow), 4608 nucleotides. It is a transcript of the gene CCDC138, whose product is annotated as coiled-coil domain containing 138. The transcript has 15 exons. The record is from RefSeq and is a predicted model, not a curated record. Lineage: Eukaryota; Metazoa; Chordata; Aves; Passeriformes; Corvidae. Bases 1 to 2013 code for a protein of 670 amino acids.
AUGGCGGGCCCCGGGCCCGGCCUCGGCCGCGGCCGCUCCGCCCGGGGGCUGCAGGGGCGCUGCCCGCGGGGGCCGGCGGGGGAUUGCCUCUCAGGAGCAUUGCAUACCAAAUAUAAAAGCAGAAGCUCCCUUGUUUACAAAGGUGACACUGACAGCUCACUGAAAAAUGCAGCUAUUUCUUUAUCAAAUUGUUCUUUAGAGUCAGAAUUUACUGAAACUGGAAGAGAGAACUGCAUCAGAUCUAGUGAUUUCCAAAAAAGCUUGAAAGACAGGGAUUGUUUUGAUGAUGAGCAAGAUUCUUUUUGUGAUUCAAGUGGUCUAGAAGUAGAAGAAAAAGGCAUUAUUUGCUCUGAAACUGAUGCAAUUCAAAAUACAGCAAUAUACACAAAAACAGGCCCCACUUUACCAACUCAUUUGUCUGCAAAUACUCAAGAAAAUAGGGACCAAAUUAUUAGCAGUGGUUUGUUAAAGAAAAUUGUGCGUGGAACUGGUGCUCAGGCAUGCAAUAGGCAAGGUUUAAUACCACCUUACAUCAGUCAAAUUUAUGAUGAAUUAUUUGUCAUACAUCAGAAGCUCCAGAGAGAAAGUUCAGCACAGCAGGAAUAUGCUCUGCAACUGCAGAAACGAGAGUGUUCUCUAACAGAACAAGAAGCAUUGCUUUUUAAACAUGAAGCAGCUUUGGCUAAAAUAAGAGGUGUUGAGGAAGAAGUUCACACAAAAUUUGGAGUUAUAAAAGAGCAACAUGAGGCAGAAGUUAAGCAGCUGACAGAAGCCUUGAGAGAAAUAACUAAAGAAAAUAGGAGGCUGAAGUCAUCAUUUGACAGCUUGAAGGAAGUGAAUGACUCUUUAAGAAAACAGUUGAGUGAUGUAACUGAUUUGAACAAGAAGUUGGAAGGUCAAGCACGAAAAGUACAAGCUCGUUUAGAGAACCUACAAAGGAAGCAUGAAUUUUCAAUGGUACGGAAAUCUAAUGAUUUAUGUCAAGUGAUGAAACAAAGCAAACCUGUGAAACAGGAAAAAGUGAUGGCAACAUCAAAAACGGCUACGCUACCAUUGAAUUCACAAGUUUAUGAGCUCUUAACUUGUCUUAUGGAUUGGAUCUCAGACCAGCAUCUUAGCAAAAUAAAAACACAAGAAGAGAGAGAGGACAGUCAUAAACCUAUGGUUACUUGGAGCUCAAAAAAAUCCUAUACUCAGGAAAAGUGUAUGAAGCUGUUGCCUAUAGCUGCUGAGCAACUCCAGUGGAUGCCAUAUGUGAAUCCUAAACUGCACAUGCCUGUGAUUAAAUUUAUUUACUGGUCUGUAAGACAGUUACACACUGAUAUACAGCAGCAUGCAACAAUGAGAUCAACCAUGAGGAGACUUGGAGAAGACAUUUUCAAAGGCAUAGUGAGUAAGGGAAACCCAGACAGUUCUUCUGAACAGUCUACAGAGAGUAAAUCAAAGUCAGCAGCUUUCUUUAAGAGUUCCUGUAUGCCUCUGAGGUUUCUGUCAACUUUGAUUGUGCUUAAAACAGUGACACAAGUGGAUUACCUGGCUCAGGCCUUUGAUUCCCUUCGCAUAGACUUGAAGACAGAUGAAGGGAAGGCAUUAUUUUUGGAAUACCAAUGUGUGCCUGUCGUAUUAAGUCACCUAAAAGUAUCCAGCAGAGGUCUGCUUUCCAGUGCUCUUGAGGGAUUACUUGAGAUGACCAUGGAAUCUGGUUCCUUACAGCCUUUCCUGGAAGCCUGCAGUAAUGAAUCCUUCUUCCGGACUUGCUCUGUAUUGCUUCGAAGUUCUAAGCUAGAUAUUCCAGUUUUGGAAAAGCUCUGUGUUAUACUGCAAAAGCUCUCCAGAAUAAAAAGCAAUAAGAAGAUGUUUGAAUUGUUUGCUCUUCAUCAAAUGCUCCAAGAACUGCGUAGAACUAUAAAUCCAGAUUACACCUUCCUUUGUAUAAACCUCAAUUCAAUUCUGCUGAAUUUGGAAUUGUUGAAGAGUAGCUCUCUUGCCUCCAGUCUAAGCACAAGCCACUAGCACUAGCUUUCACUCUAAUUAUUGUUCUGUAUAAUUUAAACCAACUGCCUAUGUUACUUGAAAUUUGGAAUUUGGGGUUUUUUUACUGAUUUGUAUAAAUACAUUAAGGAGCACCUCAGUACCGUGUAAUUCGCUGUGUAUUGUGUGGAUUCUCACUGAUAUUUCAGUCAUUCAUAAAAAGGAAAAUGAACAACUUUGUAAUAUGCUAGAUGGCUUUCUUCAGUACUUUCUUAAGAAGUGAAAUAAUGCUGCUGUUGUGAAUGACUCAUGCAAUCUAAGCAAUUGAGUCCUUAGAACAAGCAGAUCAGAAAUAGCAGCCUUUCAUUACAGGUAUGAAUCUUAGUUACUUUUGACUCUUCAGAGAGUUUUAUAAAAUCAUUAUUUUAUGGUUGAUAAGUAGCAGACAGGUAUUUUAGUAGAUUGUCUUUUGAUAAUCUUACAGUUUUAAUGAUUAAAACCAGAUUUUUCUUUAACAUAACUAGAUGUAUUGAAUGAGAAAUUUUGUUGGUUUGAUAUCAGAAUUUCUUAGUGUUUGUUUGAUCUUUUCUUGUAUUUAAGUAACAUUUAGUAUUUUAUCCUGCUCUUUAUAGUACAACUUUGGUUAGUAAUAUCUUUGCAAAUGUAAAUAAAAGCAUUUCUAAAAAUGUCUGGCAAUAGUAAUCCCUAAUGUAAAAUCAUUAUAUUUUAUUGCUUCUGCUAUAUUUUGUAUUAAUUUGCAAUACAAUCCUCACAGUACCCACAUUUCUCUUCUGAGUAUGAACAUAUUUUUUGUCUGCCACAGUUCAGUGUUUAGAAGUUCUUACAAAUUUGAAUUAGGGUACUUGUAAAAAUUGAAAUUAGUCUUCCAUUGCUGAUUUGUACUGGAAUUACUGAAAAUCUAUAUUUGUAAAAUUGAAAAUGCAGUUAAAGCUUAACGAUCUGCUGUAUUCAGUCUUUGACUAGCACUGACAUCAGUAUAAAACUUCAGAGAAUUUUUUUCUCAUUUUUCUCUCUUUUUUUUUUUUUUUUUUUACCAGAAGCCUUUGAACUGCUCUUUGAAAUUGAAUUCUAACUGCAAAUAUUUUUCUACCAAUUUGACUUAACAUUUCUAACAAGCUUUUCUAUGAAAGGAGUCUACACCAGAUUUGGCAUCAAGUAUGUCUAGAAGAGGGAGCAAGCACUGUGUGCUUUUUGGGCAGGAAACCAAUUCUAGGUAAUUUUUAAAUAACACUAAUCAUAGCUAAAAACAUUUGCUGGCAAUCAAUUGCAUUUUGAAAUAAGUAUUUCUUCAUUAGUAGUUUUGGUUUUCUGUCAAAUUUACUAGCAGUGCAAAAGCUUUCAUACACCUUUGGCUGGACACAAAAUCCUAUUAUUUAGGAAGAAUAUUCCCAGUCCUCGUGUGCUUCUCCAUCUACUACCAUUUAAAAAUACUACAAAAUCCAUAACCAAAAAAAACCUGUAAAAAGUUGUUAGCUUUCUUAUCUGCACAAGAAUGUUGAUUGUGCUCUUAGUUUUCAGCCUUUGUUGAUGUUGUUUGUUAAUCUAUUAAUCUUCCUUGUGAUCCCAAUUUAAUACAAUGUGGUCAUCUAAUAAUGGCCAAGGUAAUGCAGUAAAAAGAGACACACAGAGUAGGGUGCAGCUUUUAAUAUUGGUCCCUUGUGGUUUAUGUGCAGUAUUGUGUACACUCUGGAAACUUGAAUCACAGCUAAUUUCAAGGUUUUAUGAUCUAAAUGUUAGGUUUCUAUUAAAAUGCGAAAUAAAAGGGUUUUCCAAUCUGUCAAAUAUUAAUGCAUUAUAUUGAUGACCUAAGGAUAAGACUAAUGAUUUUGAUCUUACACAAAUUUUUCAAGGCCAGGUUAGAUGGGGCACUGAACAACCUGGUCUAAUGAGAGGCAUCCCUGCCUUGAACAUCAGCCUUUUGAACCAGCCCACCCCAGCUGUCCACACCAGCCCUUGUUGUGGCCUUGCUCAAACAUCCCCAUCCUGUUAUCAUUCCCCUGAGUGUCCUUGGCAGUCUCUGUGGGGAAGGGGAAUAGAGAAAGUCAGUUGCAUUCCCUGCUGUCAUUUGGGGAUUUGUUCUGGGUUUUGGAAAUGAUAGAUUUCUGUCAAGUUGGCCACACUUUGGGCAUCUCUUUGUAUUGUCUUCCCCUCACAGAUAGAAUCUAGAAUUUUCCGGGUUUUUUUCUGCUUUUGUGACGUUUAGAGACGAGAUCUAUGAGUAUGGAUUUCUUCUACUUUACCUUUCUUCCAGAAAACUGUCUGCAACAAGAUACAUUUGAAAAAGUUAACUGCACUUCUAGCUAUUUCCCGUGGCUCCCUAUUCCCUAAGGAAACAUGGUGUAUGUGAUCUCUGUUUUUCUAGUUUCCUACAGAGGAAUAUGCUAUUUUAAAUAUGCCAGACACCUUUGUAAAGAGGUGAAUUAAUAUCCAUCCAGAGAAUAUAAUUUUUCAAUCAUCUUUUGAGAGAGAAUUUGAGGGGAAGCGAGAGACAUGAUGAGUACUUACUCUUGGAGGAAAGGCAGGGACUCUCACUUUCUGGGAGCUGAUCAGUCAAAACACAAGCUUCAAACUGGCUACCAUCUGCGAUAUCUUGCUGUGUGUAGGUCUCCCGAAGUG